UCCUCCUCCUUUUCCUUCCUGAGAUGAGACGAGAUGAGAAACAUAUCAGAUCUGGAGGCACCUCUCGUCCCCUACCCGUGGGUGCGAACCCUAGCCCUCCACGCCGUCCGGCCGGCCGGCCGGAUCCUUGGUCUGCCGCCGGCGCCGGCCACGUCCGGUCCUCCCCCGGACGCCGUGCGUCCUUGCCUCACUCCCUCCCUCCCUCUGCUCUCCACGAACGCGCCGGCCCUUUCGUCCAUCCAUCCUUGCAACUGGCCACGCGCCGCAUCUCUUUCUCCGGCCGGCCUUGCCUCGCCUCGCCUCGCCUCGUUGAUUAUCAAAAUUUUAUGUUUCAAUCGAUCGUUUCAAGGCAGGAGGGUUGAUCCAUCCUCUCAUCCCCGCCCCGCCAUGCAGGCAGCCCCCGCGUUUGCCUGACGAGACGAGAGCAGUCCCACCGGCCGCUGACCGCUAGCAGCGCUGAUCUGCCGAACGCCGCCGACAGAUGCAGUCCUGCCGUUCAGAUCCGCUGGCCACCAACAGCCGGUAUUCUUGCCGGCCGGCGAGAGUCUCCUGCCCGGUGCACCGCUAGCUAGCAGGCAGCGGUCUCAGGCAGGCAUCUCUGCUGCUCUAGGUUAUGGAUCCGGUACCUGCUCGAUGUCUUUCUUGCAUGCGAAGACUGUGGACGGACGGACAAGACUGCGUGACGAUGACAGGAUUGGACACCACCUCGCUCGCGGUAGCAGUACGCACAUAUGGUGGGGUAUUACUACUACUACUAGUUACCCUAUGCAGAGAUGAGGGGAAAGGGAGCAGAGCAGAGGUGUAAUAUAUACAUGCUCUGCUCUGGAUCUACAUGCAUCUCCAUGGAUGCAUGCGAGCCCUACCGCCGUGCAACGCAACACCGGGGAAGAUCCAAUGUGAGGACUGGACUAUGGAAUGACUAUCAGUCGGAGCAAGAGUUAUAUAUAUAUGGCGUACGUGGCCUCCAUCUCAACCAGACACAUCCGCCCAUGAUUUAUGUUUUCAGUCCCUAGGGAUUGAAGGCCUUGUUGCAAGCAAGUGCAGAUAAAAAUGUAAUCAUGGAUGGAUGGGUGUCCCUUUUUCAUAGAGCUUGAAUCCAAAGCAAGUGGAGGCCACAACAUAUAACCCGUGAUCAGAGAGUCUAGUCCACUCUCGACUGGCCCUUCACUCCAUAUAUACAAGGGAUCGAUGGUUCCUCAUUAUCAUGACAAAGGAGGGUUAAUCGAUUCUCUCAUCUUCCAUGGACCGUGAACCGGCAGCCGUUCCAGCUUGUACAUGGUCGAUAGGUCAACAGCACCUAUCGAGGUGCAACACUUGUCCCUAGCCAUACAUGGUCGAGAUAUAAGCAUGUCGAUCCCUCGUAGAAACGUGCUCUUUCUGCAAUGCCGCCCGGGAUCCAAGUUGAGGAGUGCACUCUGAGCAUGAGUUAUGUCCAUCGGGACUCCACCUUCCCCAAAUGUUGUCUCCCAUUUCUGGAUUCAAGUCUGGUUCUGAAACAGCAAGUUGUGUGUGUGAGAGACACGUGUCAAUGGCGUUUUGUUCUCAUCUACAGCUGCUUGGAAAAAGACCUUCAAUCAAUCCCUAGAAACUAAAAUAUAAAAAGGAUCUAAAGAAGAGGAGGUUUUCUUACCAGACCUUGGUUAGCUACACAAUCUCUUUCUUACCCUUUUGGGUGGUCACAUGGAAGCUCUCUAAUAGAUCACUUAAGACAAAUGGAAUUAACUACAACACAUGAUUUAGGGGUCAAGAUAAGCAACAUCGAUCCCUCGUACAAAUGUGCUCUUUCUGCAACGCCUGUGGGGCUCCAAGUUAAGGAAUGCACUCUGAGCAUGAGUUGUAUUUAUCACCGGACUCCAAGUUAAGGAAUGCACUCUGAGCAUGAGUUGUAUUUACCACCGGACUCUACCUGCCCCAAAUGUCGUCUCUCAUGUCUGGACUCGAACCAUCAUAUGAGACGUCAAGUUAUGUGUCGAGACAUCCGUUAAUGGAGCUACAUUCUCAUCUAUAGCUGCUUGCAAUGAGGCCUUCAAUCAAUCCCUAGAACUAAAAUAGAAAAAGUCAGGCUGUGGAUGAUGCAUUCUCUAGCAAACUGUAGUUCUAUUUUAGCCCACGUUUCCAUAGCCCAGGUGAGCCCAGCAAACCCACUCCAACCCAACUAAUUGGCCAGCCGGCCAACCCCAAUCCCCUCUUCCUCCCACUCGUGCCAACCCUAGCAGCAGGAGCAGCACCCGCCGUCGCCGCCCCGCUCCAGCCUCUCCCUAGAUAUCCAAAGGCACCGCCAGGCAAAGCAAGGAUGGCGAACCAGCCGCAGCCGCGCAGGCGCGCCCCUGUCCCCGUCGUCGUCCCCGCCCCCCUGCCCGCGCCGGCGCCGGCGCGUGUUAGGGAAAUUAUGUACGAGGACACCUUCCUGGCUUCUGAGACGGUGGAGCCCACUGGUCUAGACAUCCCAGAGAAAGCGCCACUUGCGGAAAAGACCGUCUGGAAGUGGAAUAGGGAGAUUGAUACAACUGGGAACGACAUGUGGGAUCUGGUGAAGCAGCAGUGCUUUAACAAGUCAAAUCUACUUGGUAAUAAGAGAAGGGAGGUGCUGCCUCUGCUUUCUGCAAGCAAGGCUAAAAGGAAGAAGAACCGCAGCCACGUCAACAAGCUCCGCAACGAGGUUGAUGGCUUGAAGGCACAGCUUGCGGCGAAGAUUGCCGACUUCAACCAAUUCGUUCCAGGUGGCUUGAAGGCACAGCUUGUGGCGAAGAUUGCCGACUUCAACCAAUUCGUUCCAGGUGGCUUGAAGGCACAGCUUGCGGCGAAGAUUGCCGACUUCAACCAAUUCGUUCCAGGUGGGUUUGAGAUGCCCAGGCAUUUCAAUGAGUUCCCCGCCCUGGAGGAUUAGGUGCGGAGAGUCAUCUGUCUUGUUGCCGGUUGCUGUAAUGAGUCAACGAACUUGCAGUUUUGUGCCAGGUCCACUUUUGCUCUUUAGUUGAGUGCUUCUCCGCCUUCUCUGGAUUUAUCUUAUGAACUGUAAUGAGUCAACGAACUUGCAGUUUUGUGCUAGGUCCACUUUUGCUCUUUAGUUGAGUGCUACUCCGCCUGCGCUGGAUGAACUGGAUGAAUGUGUCCAUUUUGAUGUGCGACCGCCACUGUGCUGGAUGAACUGGACAUACAGGGCAUAAACGAGUUGAUGCUUUUGCUCCCCUAAUGUUUAGCAAGUGUUUUUAGGCUGGCGUGUCACUUGAAUGGAAAAAGAUCAACCACAUUGUUUGGUUUUGACUUUGGUGGUUUUCA
This is a messenger RNA of Triticum urartu, 3279 nucleotides long. The record is from RefSeq and is a predicted model, not a curated record. Lineage: Eukaryota; Viridiplantae; Streptophyta; Magnoliopsida; Poales; Poaceae.